AUGGCUUCAGAAAUUGCCCAAUCACGCUCAACGAGCUUGUCAACACUCUUAGAGACCCUCACAUCAUGCUUGUCUAGUGCUGCUUCCUCCCUUCCUGCUCCCCACAAAGACGCUUCCUCCGAUGUCUCCAUUGAGCCUCCACAAGAUGGUAUCUCUCUCCUCGAUACGAAAAGCGAAAUCCUUCUCUCCUACCUCCAUAAUCUUGUCUUCCUGAUUAUCUUUCAACUGCGACAAUCAUCUCAACAGAAAUCAGAUGAUUCGGAAAAGGCUACAAACGAUGCGCUUCGGGAUGAUGCCGUGAAGAAGUUAGUCGAGCUUCGGGUAUUCCUUGAUCGCGGUGUACGACCAUUGGAAGGACGUCUGAAGUACCAGGUUGAUAAGGUGGUCAAAGCGGCUGAAGACGCGGAGCGGACCGAGAACCCAUCAAAGUCGAAGAAGGCCACCAAGUCGAGCAAAGCUAAGGAUUCGGGUGAUGAAGUAUCCUCGGAUGGCAGCGAGGACGAUAGCGACGAAGAUGACAUGGAUGAGAUGGCCUAUCGUCCUAAUGUCGCCGCAUUUUCCAAAGCCAAGGUCGACUCCAAACAACAACCCCAAGCCAGAGCUCAACGCGAAGAGCCCAGCGAUGGAAUUUACCGACCACCCAAGAUUAUGCCCACCUCCCUUCCCACCACCGAGCGUCGUCGUGAGCGCGAGGAUCGCCGACCCCGCCGUUCUAAUGUCAUCGAUGAAUUCGUCAAUGCCGAGAUGUCAUCCGCACCCAUGGCCGAGCCUAGUAUUGGUAGCACCAUUCUCGCCGGUGGCCGAGAGACCAAGACCAAGAAAGAUCGCCAAUAUGAAGCCGACCGAGCACGUUACGAAGAAACCAACUUCGUCCGUCUACCAAAGGAGACUAAGAAAGAGGAAUCCAAACGACGUGGCCGCGACCGUGGAACUUACGGUGGAGACGAAUGGAAGGGACUCACAGAGGGCGCUGAUCGCAUUGAGCGUCUUACCCGUCGGAGUAAGAACAGUGGUGCCCUGGACAAGAGUCGGAAGCGAAAGAAUGAGGAUGGACAGCGCGAUGACGGCGUGGGGAUGGGUGAGAUCUUUGACAAGCGUCGCAAGAAGAUUGAUAGUUGGAAGCGGUAG
This is a messenger RNA of Penicillium verhagenii, 1128 nucleotides long. It is a transcript of the gene lcp5, whose product is annotated as small subunit rRNA maturation protein LCP5. The record is from RefSeq and is a predicted model, not a curated record. Bases 1 to 1128 code for a protein of 375 amino acids. The transcript has a single exon. Lineage: Eukaryota; Fungi; Ascomycota; Eurotiomycetes; Eurotiales; Aspergillaceae. Gene Ontology annotation, cellular component: nucleolus; small-subunit processome. Gene Ontology annotation, biological process: maturation of SSU-rRNA from tricistronic rRNA transcript (SSU-rRNA, 5.8S rRNA, LSU-rRNA).